AUGCGAAUUCCGGUAACAGCCUCUUCGCGCACGCUUGCGCGCCCCUCUCUUUUACAUGCCCAACCCAUCCGUAGACGACACAUCACGACAGUAUCACGAAAGACAGUCGCCCAAUUUCUGGAGUGGAAACCAGACACCGAGGUCAAAGAUGUUGUCGUCAACGGAUACGUCCGAUCUGUCCGGAACAUGAAGACGGAGCGAUUCGUCAACAUUGGCGAUGGUUCUUCCCGGUCGCCUAUCCAGGCACUGGUGUCGAGGAGCCAUGACGAAAGCGCAAACUUGCGAGUCGGUGCUGCAGUCCGCCUACGAGGUGUCUGGACUCCCUCCAAAACUGAUGGUCAGAGUCACGAGUUAAAGGUCGAUCAUGUCGAGAUCCUAGGCCCCUCCGACGCAAAGACAUUCCCAAUUCAGAAGAAGUAUCAAACACCCGACUACCUUCGCACCAUGCCCCAUCUCCGACCCCGGAUACCGUUGAAUGCCGCUAUCUUACGAUUGAGAUCGGAGGCCGUCGCAUUGUUGACCCAGUUCUUCGCCUCUCGAGACUUCAUCCAGACUCAUCCGCCCAUUAUCACAUCUUCAGAUUGCGAAGGGGCAGGCGAGGUCUUCAACGUCCAUACGGGUUCCGCCGAGACACCCGCAAUUUCGACAACGGGCAAGGACAAGGCGGCAAACUUGUUCUUCCGCUCGCCCAAGUAUCUGACUGUGUCUACUCAGCUUCAUCUUGAAGCGUUAGCCCAGUCGUUGGGACACGUCUGGACAUUAUCACCGACCUUUCGAGCGGAGCGCAGCGACACCUCAAGACACAUGAGCGAGUUCUACAUGCUGGAGGCCGAGAUGAGCUUCGUUGACGAGCUGGACGAAGUCAUGAAUCUCGUUGAGGAUAUGCUCCGCAGCUUGGCUACUGGCUUAUAUCAAACCCGCACUGCGCAAGAACUGCGCCAACGACAAACCCCAGGAGAGAACCGCACAGCAGAGGAUGACCUAGUUCCCAUAGACGAAGUGGAGCGCCGUUGGUUGGGGAUGAUGCAGAAUCCAGCUUCCAGAUGGCCACGCAUCACGUAUGCGGAUGCAAUCAAACUUCUCAAGGCAGAAGAAGAUCAGUUUGAACUCAAGCCUACAUGGGAAAGCGGCCUGCAUUCUGAGCAUGAAAAGUUUCUUGCCAAGACUCUCGGUGCCACCAGCGAUUCCACCGCCUAUUCCCCCGUCUUCGUUACCCAUUACCCUCGGGAGAUUAAAGCAUUCUACAUGCGAAUAUCAGAUGCCGCAACUGCCGGUCCUCAUUUGCCGAGUGACACAGUCGAUUGCUUUGAUCUUUUGGUCCCCGAUUUGUGCGAGAUCGCCGGAGGCUCGAUGCGUGAGCAUCGCUUGACGGACCUGUUAGCGACUAUGACGGCUCGCGGCAUGGGCUCCCAAGCUAUUCGCGGACAGGCCGAAAACAGCGGCAGCGAUCUCGACUGGUACGUUGAUCUCCGUCGUUGGGGCUCCAACCCACAUGGCGGUUUUGGUCUGGGCUUCGACAGGUUGCUGAGUUAUCUUGUGGGAGUCCCUAACGUAAGGGACGUUGUGGCCUUUCCACGCUGGUUCGGCCGGUGCGACUGCUAA
This is a messenger RNA of Colletotrichum orchidophilum, 1602 nucleotides long. RefSeq names its product asparaginyl-tRNA synthetase. Gene Ontology annotation, biological process: asparaginyl-tRNA aminoacylation. The coding region runs from base 1 to 1602 and encodes 533 amino acids. Gene Ontology annotation, molecular function: asparagine-tRNA ligase activity; ATP binding; nucleic acid binding. NCBI's taxonomy places the organism in Eukaryota, Fungi, Ascomycota, Sordariomycetes, Glomerellales, Glomerellaceae. The record is from RefSeq and is a predicted model, not a curated record. The transcript is spliced from 3 exons. Gene Ontology annotation, cellular component: mitochondrion.